AUGGAAACCGAAGGAGACAUUAAAGGUUUGGCAAUUCCUACUGACAUUCAUUUAACUAAGCUUGCUAGCCGUCAGGAAGUAAUGGAAGCUUUAAAAACUGGUUCCGUUGGAAAUGUGUUUAAACUGCUUAUUAAACUAAUUAAAGGUAAGACAAUUACCAGAAAAACUGAUAUUAAAGAUGGUUCGGGAACUAUUACUGAGCAGGAAGGAUAUAAUGAGCAAACAGACCCUAAGACAGAAAUAAAGCAACUUCUCAAUGAUGUCUUAGGUGGAAAAAUAUUUUUAACUGUUGGACCCGAAGAGCAUGAUAAAGGAAGUGCUUUUUUUUCGACAAUGAAUUCUUAUGAAGAAAUAUUGUUAAAAGAAGAUGCAGGAACAGAAAAAGAACAGAAAUUUUACCUUUUUAAUAAUAUUACCAUGACUGCCAAUGGCCAGCAUUUAGGAAUUAGGGUAAAAUGCAAGUCUUGUGAUAACUAUGCCGAAGGAGGAAAAAAUGAUUGUAAAUGCUCAAAAGAGACCCAAGAUAUUGUUUUUGUUUUACCUUACAAGCUAUUCAUCAAUCAUGCUCCCGGUGUUUUAGUUUAUCGCACAGGAGUAGGAAUUAAUCCUAAGGGAAUUUUUGUUGAUGGUUUGGAAAAUACAAUAGACAAAAUUAAAGAAAGUCCUACCAAGGAUGCCCAAACUGAAAGAAUGUUUAAAUCAACUUUGUUUGAUGCUUUUAAUAAAUCUAUUGAGCCAGCUAUGUUCCACGGAAACACGAUUGAUUUCCACUAUACCCUACACGAAUUUUUCACUCGUCUAAUUGAACCCUUAUUCUUUUACCGUAUUCAUGUUAGUGAAAUUUUGUUUAAUAACCUUGAUACUUUUGAAGCUGAGGAACAUUAUCGGGAAAAAGAAAUAACCGAAACCGUCGAAACCAAGAAAACCGACCAUGCCGACAGUUUUGAUAAUAUAACCAAGCAUGAUAACAUGGUAUUAUUCACUACUCCACCUUACAUUAAAAACAGCGGAGGAAGUGAUGUUUUAUUAAGUUUAUUACAACAAACCCCUAACUGA
This is a messenger RNA of Funneliformis geosporum, 1056 nucleotides long. Lineage: Eukaryota; Fungi; Glomeromycota; Glomeromycetes; Glomerales; Glomeraceae. The record is from the annotation of a GenBank genome assembly.